This is a messenger RNA of Nematolebias whitei (Rio pearlfish), 3178 nucleotides long. RefSeq names its product ankyrin repeat and IBR domain-containing protein 1. The transcript has 18 exons. Gene Ontology annotation, cellular component: ubiquitin ligase complex; cytoplasm. The coding region runs from base 1 to 2910 and encodes 969 amino acids. The record is from RefSeq and is a predicted model, not a curated record. Gene Ontology annotation, molecular function: ubiquitin conjugating enzyme binding; zinc ion binding; ubiquitin protein ligase activity. Gene Ontology annotation, biological process: ubiquitin-dependent protein catabolic process; positive regulation of proteasomal ubiquitin-dependent protein catabolic process; protein polyubiquitination. Lineage: Eukaryota; Metazoa; Chordata; Actinopteri; Cyprinodontiformes; Rivulidae.
AUGGCUGCCGUCAUUAAGGAGGAGCUCGGUGCUCUUUUUCUGGCUGACAAUGGACUAAAAGUCGACUCCCAAACCUGCUGCAAGUUUCUGGACGAUGCUCUGCUGGUGCAAAAAGAAGCGGACCUGUUUGUGGAAAAUGAAAACCGCGAGACUCCAUGUGACUGUGCAGAGAAGCAGCACCACAAGGAUUUGGCCCUACGCCUGGAGUCGCAGAUGGUCUUCUCUCUGGCCCCCGAGGCCGAGAGUAUAGAAGCAGAGUACGCUGCUCUCGACCGAAGAGAGUUGUACGAGGGCCUGCGGCCUCAGGAUCUACGGAGGCUGAAGGACAUGCUGAUAGUGGAGACGGCUGAUAUGCUGCAAGCUCCUCUUUUUACUGCAGAAGCUCUGCUACGUGCCCACGAUUGGGACAGAGAGAAGCUCUUGGAGGCCUGGAUGAACAAUGCGGAGGAAUGCUGCCAGCGCUCAGGGGUCCAGAUGCCGAAUCCCCCUCCCAGUGGCUGCAAUGCGUGGGACACCUUGCCGUCACCCCGAACACCUCGCACCACCCGCUCCUCAAUCACCUCUCCAGACCAAAUCAGUCUCCUGCCCACAGACGACGAGUCUUCUCUGUGUGGUAUCUGCUUGUCUUCCAUCUUCUUCUUUGAAGAACUCGUUGACAUGCCUUGUGGCCAUGAGUUCUGCAGAGCAUGCUGGGAAGGGUUUUUAAAUCUAAAGAUUCAAGAGGGAGAAGCCCAUAACAUCUUCUGUCCAGCCUACGAUUGUUACCAACUAGUGCCAGUGGAAGUCAUUGAGAGUGUGGUCUCCAGAGAGAUGGACAGGCGCUACCUGCAGUUUGACAUAAAGGCAUUUGUAGAAAACAAUUCGGCAAUUCGCUGGUGUCCCGAGGCGGGGUGUGAAAGAGCGGUCCGACUGAGCACUCAGGGCCCUGGGACCUCCACCGUUGACCCUCUUAGUUUUCCUCUGCUUCGGGCCCCUGCUGUGGACUGUGGAAAGGGCCACCUCUUCUGCUGGGAGUGUCGAGGUGAGGCCCAUGAGCCCUGUUACUGUGAGACCUGGAAAAUGUGGCUACAGAAAGUCACUGAGAUGAAACCUGAGGAAUUGGCGGGUGUGAGUGAAGCUUAUGAGGAUGCCGCAAACUGCUUAUGGUUGCUCACCAACUCUAAGCCCUGCCCCACCUGCAAGUCUCCCAUACAGAAAAAUGAGGGCUGCAAUCACAUGCAGUGUGCCAAGUGUAAAUAUGACUUCUGCUGGAUCUGUCUGGAGGAGUGGAAAAAACACAGCUCGUCAACUGGUGGCUACUAUCGCUGCACUCGGUACGAAGUCAUCCAGCAUGUGGAGGAGCAGUCGAAGGAGAUGACAGAGGAGGCAGAGAAGAAGCACAAGAGCUUUCAGGAACUUGAUCGUUUUAUGCACUACUACACACGCUUCAAGAACCACGAGCACAGCUAUCAGCUCGAGCAGCGCUUGUUAAAAACUGCCAAAGAGAAGAUGGAGCAACUCAGUCGAGCCCUGAGUCAAAGGGACGGAAGCUCACCCGACACGACGUUUAUUGAAGACGCCGUCCUAGAACUGCUGAAAACUCGUCGUAUCCUCAAGUGCUCUUAUCCUUACGGGUUCUUUCUGGAGCCAAAGAGCACAAAGAAGGAAAUCUAUGAGCUUAUGCAGACGGACUUGGAGAUGGUAACUGAGGACCUGGCACAGAAGGUUAACAGACCGUACCUGCGAACGCCACGCCACAAGAUCAUCCGUGCUGCGUGUCUCGUACAACAGAAGAGACAGGAGUUCCUGGCCUCGGUAGCCAGGGGGGUGGCCCCUAAUGACUCUCCUGAAGCCCCCAGACGCAGUUUUGCUGGUGGAACAUGGGACUGGGAAUAUUUAGGCUUUGCGUCACCCGAGGAGUAUGCAGAGUUCCAGUACAGACGGAGACAUCGGCAGCGCAGACGAGGGGACAUGUCCAGUGUCCGGAGCAACACACCCGACCUCGAUGACCUCAGCGACGCUGCUUUAGACACACACGAUUCUGGAGGUGGACGCAGACAAGGCCCCUUGAUGGGUCUCGACUCCCUGGAUGAGGACGACCCCAACAUUUUACUGGCCAUUCAGCUGUCCCUCCAAGAGUCCAGGAUGGCAGGGAGUGGACCCGACCAGGACGUCCUCGCCAACGAAGCUUCACUCGGAGCUAUCGGCACCUCCUUACCUUCCAGGCUUGAGCAGAGCGCUCCAGGUGUUGAAGUCCCGCCCAGAGCUUCUUUCAGCAGCUCCGAGCUGCUGGAGCUUGGAGAGAACUUGGCAUGGCUCGGUGCCAUGAGCAGCCAGUACUCUGCAGCUGCUGGCGGCUCCAUCUCUGUGCAGCACCGUGGUGCUCAUCAGCGAGGGUCCAGACCAGGGGGCAGAAACUCUUCCACAGGCCACUUCUCUUCUUCCACUGACUCCCCCACAUGCAGCAGCCACGACCCGUCUUCGUCCUCUGCGUUACCAGCAAACGCUAACCUGCUCGGCAACAUCAUGGCUUGGUUUCAUGACAUGAACCCUCAAGGCAUCACCCUGGUCCCCCCGACGUCCUCCGACACGGAUUCAAACGUGAGUCCAGACCUGGCCUGUAGAGAAGAAUACCUACAAGAAGACGAGAGGAAACCUCAGGAAACGCCAGCAGACGGGGGGUUCUGCCCUCAGAGAGCGAGUGAUUCAGAGAAGGAGUGUGUCGUCGCUGAGAGGCCGACCCAGUUGGAUCUGGUGGGGGUGGAUGCCAUGCCUCUACCUUACAUGGCAGCCCUUGACACGAGUGGAGAGCUGGCUGAGGGCGCGGGCUCUAAGCGCUGUCACGUGGACACUCCACAGUGUGACUCUGGGUCUGACCAGCUGCCCAGCACCAGCUCCUCAGAGUGGGAGGGCCACCUGCACCUGGUGUAAUCUGUUCCCCCCAGACUGGAGGCGUGAAACCACUACAAAGAAGAAGAAUGUAGCCAGGAUCAAGAGUCACAUCCAGCUGCUGAAGGUGGGAAGAAGGAUUUAGACUCUUCAGUUCAAUCAGAUCACUUCCUUGUUUUUUGCUACUGUAAGUUUGCCCAUCUUCUCAAUGAAAGCACUAAUGAGAUCAUAAUGACCGUUUUCUGGAGGACGUCUCCUGUAAUGAAGCUUAUACUGAUUAAGAGAAGUAGCCUUUUCUAGAAUCACAUUU